UAUGUCCAUGCAUUCUUAGAUCUGCAUUCGUGCAUGACUGAUCUAUUAAACAUCCUGAGAGUGAGUUGCAUAGGCUACGAUUUAGCCUGCUUCGAUGUAUUAUCUGCGCAGCGACCAGUCAAUUAUAAUCCACCCAGUGCUAGUGCACAAACGUGUGUGCGCGUGUACUUUCUCUGCGAGCCUCGUUCUCGCCAUGAAGCUGGCCUGAGAGGAAACAGUGCAGAGUCGUGCAUCAACACUCCCUCGUCCCCAAACUGGACGGUGCGAAAAGGUCUCCCCUGAACUCCAACAGCCCCAGCGGCUGUCAACGUUUUCAAAUUGGGGUUCGGUCCAAUAUGGCGACAGACGGAUGGAAAUACUGAUGACAGUCCGAAAGAUCGCCUCGAUUUGUACGAUGGGCGCCAAUGCCUCAGCUUUGGAGAAGGAGAUCGGACCGGAACAGUUUCCAGUUAAUGAACACUACUUUGGAUUGGUCAACUUUGGGAACACCUGCUACUGUAACUCGGUGCUGCAGGCCCUCUACUUCUGCCGUCCUUUUAGGGAAAAGGUCUUGGCCUACAAGGUCCAGCCCAGACGUAAAGAGUCCCUGCUCACCUGUCUGUCUGACCUCUUCAACAGCAUCGCUACACAAAAGAAGAAGGUUGGCGUCAUCCCUCCCAAGAAGUUCAUCUCCCGUCUGAGGAAGGAGAAUGAGCUGUUUGACAACUACAUGCAGCAAGAUGCCCAUGAGUUCCUCAACUACCUCCUCAACACUAUCGCUGACCUGCUCCAGGAGGAGAAGGGCCAGGAGCGACAGCAGAACGGAAAACUGGUGCAGAACGGAGGAGGUGGGGGGAGCAGCGGGACAGGAGGAGGAGAGGGAGAGGAAGGGGAGAAGAUACAGCAGACCUGGGUCCAUGAGAUCUUCCAGGGCACCCUGACCAACGAGACGCGUUGCCUCAACUGUGAAGCUGUGAGCAGUAAAGAUGAGGACUUCCUGGACCUGUCUGUCGACGUGGAGCAGAACACCUCCAUCACGCACUGUCUUAGGGGUUUCAGCAACACUGAGACACUAUGUAGUGAAUACAAGUACUACUGUGAACAGUGUCGGAGUAAACAGGAAGCACAGAAAAGGAUGCGUGUGAAGAAGCUCCCUAUGAUCCUGGCGUUACACCUGAAGAGGUUUAAAUACAUGGACCAGUUGCAUCGCUACACCAAGUUGUCCUAUCGCGUCGUCUUCCCCCUGGAGCUCCGCCUCUUCAACACCUCAGGAGACGCCACCAACCCCGACCGCAUGUACGACCUGGUCGCCGUGGUCGUCCACUGUGGAAGUGGUCCAAACCGUGGUCAUUACAUCACCAUAGUGAAGAGUCAUGGAUUCUGGCUCUUGUUUGAUGACGACAUAGUAGAGAAAAUCGACGCCCAGGCGAUCGAGGAGUUCUACGGUCUAACGUCUGACAUUUCUAAGAACUCUGAGUCAGGUUACAUCCUGUUCUACCAGUCCCGGGACUGAACCAGCAAAUGGCAGCGUCCCGAGGCUGAAACGGGCCAUUGGGAUUGGGACUCAGCAUAGAGGGGAGGGGCUUGGGCAGCCACAGGCCCCGCCUAGCCCACCACCUGUUUUGAAAUAUUCAGGCUUUACAGCGGGAGCUGUGGAGCGCCGAGAGGAUGCAUGGAGGAGGAUCUUCAGCAGACAGGAGCCAACGAUGCCUGAGCAACUGAUCAGUUGAUAUGACAUCGUAGAACGAAGAGCAGGUACCGGGGAUUGUUAUGUUUCGUCAUCCUCUCCUCCUUUUCAUCAUCAUCGUCCUGGUUGUCUUUUUUUGGGGUUUGACAGCAGAUUAGCAAUAUAUGGUGUGUUAGCUUGGUGAGCUCUCUGCUUACAUGGUGUGCCGUUACUGAUGUGGCGCCAUUUCCUGGUGUUUCAUCAAUUAUUGGUGUCCAUGUCAUAUUUAGUGCCACUCAGAGGGGCUAAACAGGAUUUGGGAUUGAUGAAAAGUGGAUCUGCCAUUUCUUGAAUGUUCUCAAUACUUUGUUGCCAGUUGUUGUUAGUUUGGAGAGUGGGGUGGAGAGUUUAGUUUGGUCCCAUUGCAGCUCACCGGGCCAGAUCUGGCAGUGUUUUAUUAUAUCAUGGUUCAGAUCCUGAAAGCUACACAUCUAUAUUACCAUCUGUUUAAAGGGACACACGCAUAUAUGCUCUCUAACUUCCCCCUCUGGCAACAACACCAAACUACACCACCAACUACAAAUAACCUGCCAACCAGAUGUUUAUCUUAUAUCUGUCUCCUAAGCAAGCAAGUAUCUCACUGGUGUCAAUGGCUGUGCGUCAAAUGGCAGCAUAUUCCCUAUGUACUGCACUCUAUAAGUAGAGCACUAUAUAUGGAGUAGGCUGUCAUUUGGGACAUAACCCAGCCAUCCUCUUUUGUGUCGUCUUUAACGCAGUAUAAACCUGAUUGGCUGCUGCAACAUUUAGCUCCUCUUUCUGUCACCUGAUAUGAAACUUCCAAUCAGAGCCUGAGGUAUACAAGCAUUUCCUCUUCAUUUUUUUUGACCGUAGAAGUAAACCAAACAUAGCAGUUGUUUGGUUUAUAAUAUUAAGUAUGUGCUACACUGCCAGUUGGGGUAAUAAACCUAACUUCACUCUUUUUAAAAGGCUUUGUCCCAAUAUCUAUUCUAGCACAAUACCAAGUAUGCAGUCCCAAUACAUUCUAAGUAAUACGCUGGUGUAGGUAUUGGAACAGAGCCUGUACUCUCAACAGAAAGAUAAAUUGAUUAAGGCCCACUAUUCAUAAAAUGUCUCCAGAGCAGGAGUGCUGACCUAGGAUCAGUUUUGCUUUUUAAAAAUCUGAUCCUAGAUCAGCACUCUUACUCAGAGAAGCUUUAUGAAUACAGGCCCUGAUCCAUCGCUCUGACAUGGGAGGUGUUUAUGUUAGCUAGGCCCAGAGUGGGACCUGUAUUAAAGUUGAAUAUAAGACAGUCUGCCGUUUUGAAAUAUACAGUACGAAACUGGCUGCUUAUUGGUUGGCCCAUACUUAGGGCCUGGAGUUUUUACCAAUCCUGACCAGUACAAGAUAUAUAGGUUGUGUCUUAAUGGCACCUGAUUCUCUAACAUAUAUUGCGCUAUUUUUGACCAGGUCUCCUAGGGACUCAGCUGUGGUCUGACUAAGGCCCAGAGUUUUCUUAAAUCUCAAACACACCCGACCAGUUGGAGACCUAGGCACCUUAUUCACUACAUAGUGCACUACCUUUGUCCAGAGCCCUAGUGGGUAUAGGGUGCCAUUUUGUGUUUUUAGGCUAUACUCUGCAACCAUAUAUUAAUUAAUAUUUUAACGCAUAAACCAUUCCUUUGUGAGCUCAAAUCUAACUGUCUAAGACGUGCUGCUUGUUUUCAGGGUUAACUAAUUACUAAUAUGAGGUUGACAUUGGUGAAGGACUUAAAAGAAACAUUUUACGUUGUGUAUAGAGUUGCAGAACUCCGGUAACUUUCCCAAAAUUCCGUCUGGAAGAUACGCAGAAAUCAAGAAGAAAUAAGCUGGAAAUCUGGAAUCCACCAGCCAGGAAUUCUGGAGAACCCUGGAAUUUGUGGAAAAUUACCGUAUUUUUGCAAACCCUAACUUAACUGAUAUUGAAGGGCAAGUCAACCACAUUUUCAUUAUCUUCAGCACAAUACCAGUGUCUACCUAUGUGAAAAAUGCACAUUUCUACAUUUUUGUAGGAAAAAAUAUCUAAAGUUAAGUUCCACCCAAUGACAUCAUUAAAAGUUAAAACAGUGAUUUCGGCAGGGUAGCCUGGGGCGGAAGGUAGCCUAGUGGUUAGAGCGUUGGACUAGUAACCGAGCUGACAAGGUACAGAUUUGUCACUCCGCAACCUGAACAGGCAGUUAACCCACUGUUCCUAGGCCGUCAUUGAAAAUAAGAAUUUGUUCUUAACUGACUUGCCUAGUUAAAUUACGGUAAAAUACAUUUCCUAACUCUUGAGAUUUGUAGUGAAGUGCGGAGCAAGAAAAUACCCUCCCUCUGGCUAGAUCAAAAUAUUUGUAACAUGCGUUUGUUUUCUGACAAUGCAGAGAGGAGAGAAAGGAGAACCUGAUAGAAAAAUAAUAACAUGAGGAAUAAAUACACAAUGAGUAACGAUAACUUGGUACCAGUACCGAGGCUAAAAAGUAUUUUUGCAGCACUUUAAUCCUACCCUGUGAUGUCACAGAGAAGUGUUUCCCCCUUGUCUUUUUAACCAGAGAUCAUGGAAAUGUGCUGUUUUCGCAUAUGUUGACACUAGUAUGUUGGAGAUAUGAGGUUGAAAAGUGGAGGAAUUGCCCUUUUUAAAUGCUAGAUUGUGUGACUUGCUACUCUACUUAGAACGUGUUUGGAUUGUGAGGGAGCUAAACUCAUUAAUGAUUGAACUUAGGCUAUUACGAUCUAGAGUAUUUACCUAGUACACUCUUCUAGCCUAUAGGGUUAAACUCUCACUGGGUGAGUCCCAAAGGGAACCCUGUAUCUUUUGUAGUGCACUACUUUUCACCAGGGCACGUAAGGAAUAGGGUGCCAUUUGGGACGCACACUCUGUCUACCCUGUCUGUCUGCGUCUCUGUACUCCCUAACCUUUGGUGUGUGUCGUAGGUGAGUGAAGUGAGGUGUGGCAUACCAGAGGUGUGUGUAUAACAGUGGUUUGACCCCUUUUCUUGCUGCUGACAGUGCAACUGGUGUGUGUGUGUGUGCGCACACACACACACAGCCAAUUAUCACGUUUGGGUUUGAUUUGUGUUUGAAGUGAGUGAUCGCGAGCACACGCCGCAGGACAUGCAUGGCUGGACACAGUGCAGAGAAACAGGUGUCAAUCAGCUUUCCAUAGUGUGUAUUCCAGCCUAACUGACAGAGGGACAUGUAAUGUAACCUAAUGUUAAAGGUAGACUCAGUGAAAUGAUGUUGCCACGAACAGCACUGCCGACAUUUUGCGAUGAGCAAGACAUCGCUCCCACAGAGUCAGACGCAGUAUUUGCGACUGUGCACGGGUUUGCUUCACGCUGAGGUGUUUAGCCUCGUGCCUCAGCGCUCUUAGUUGCGGAAAUCGGCCCACUAUGCUGUUUACUUUGUGCACCUACGUUAUAUCCCUGAGUCUCCCUUUUUAGCUGCAGGAAAUGGUGUUUAGAUCUAGCAGCUUCGUAUGUAACUAACAAACUACACUGGUCUGCAAUGUGUCCCGUUUUGCUUCCUGGGUGCGUAUCAAUAGUCUUAACGUGGCUUCCUCACCUCGUCUCCUUUCCUUCAGCUGCAGUGAUGUGUAAAACCUGGGUAGGGGACAGCAACAUUUUUCUAUCCAUUUCUAGGUAUUUGGUUUAACCAAUCCAGUUCUUUUCACCUCGGUGUAGAUCAUUGGUAGUUACUAAUAUUUCAGAGGGAGACACUUUAGUGAAACAAAAUCGCUGGGCGAGCCGCAUACCCGUCAGAGAAUGGGGGUAGGGGUUGGUCACCAAAAUAGUACGCUAUAUUAAAUUGAUUUAUACAUGAUAUUUAAGAUCCUAUUAACAGACCAUCAAUCUAUUUGAUGAUCUGAUUCUCUAUUUUUGGACACUUGGAGGUAUCAGAAACAAAUGCAUCAGGAAGGUAUUGGAAAGUUCCAGAAAACAUCAGGGAUGAUCAUCAAGCAAUGAUAUAAAUUCAUUUGUGGAGAAUCGAUUCAUUUCCCUCAGUUAUUCUGUGCAGAUUCAUCACUCUCCCUUCUAACGAGCCCUGCACAACUUUUAUAGGUGGUAAUCACUCCAACCUUUCAAAAUCUACAGCACAAUUUGUAGGAACAACGAUUUCAAGAUGCGCUGGAAACUAUUUUUGCUCCUCUGUAUGUCCCAGCCGCUAAGGUUUCUCACGUAACCAAUGACUAUGACCGGUUUAGACGAAGGAAAGGACACGAGGAGAGUUGGCUGUUCUUUUUCUUCUAAAGAAAUUCUGUGUAGUACUGACACAUAUACCACUGUGUCCCAAAUGGCACCCCAUUCCCUAUGUGUUGUAUUACAUAGGGAAAAGGGUAACAUUUGGGACGCAUACACCACCAUACUUCCAUAAACUUGAUGAGAGGGGUAGUGAUGGUUUAGAAGACACGGGUGGAAACAACAAAUUAAAACUAGGGUCUGAAGUUUAUUUUAAGUAUUAACUUUUUCUAUAUAUUUUGCUAAUUUAGACCUACCAUUCUUGUGUAGGCAGCUGAGAUGAAUGGGGUUGUGAUUUAUUUGGGGUUAUAUUUGAGAGAAUGUUUGUCCCAAAUGUCACCCUAUUCCCUAUGUAAGUGCACUACUUUUGACCACCAGGGCCCAUAGGGCUGUCAAAAGUAGUGCACUAUAUAGGGAAUAGGGUGCUGUUCAAAAGUAGUGCACUACAUAGGGAAUAGGGUGCCAUUUGGGAUGGAGACAUUGAAAAUGUGUAAAUAUAAAGAUGUUAUUGGAGUAUAAUUAAUUACUUGCUUGAAAUAAGAGGUCUAUACGAUUGAUCAUAUUCAAUUACGGCCAGGAUGUUUUUCCUGAUCAGGAAAUAUCCCUGGUCCUAGAAACAUUUCCUGGGGUGGUAUUUUCAUUUCAAUCCCAGUCAACUGAAUUUGCCAUGGGGGAUUUGUCCACAGAUGUCCAUUUCACUACUUUAACUCGCCAAGAAUGUAAUAGGAAUUGAACCCGGCACUGCUCUGUGUAAAGUGAUUUAAGUUGAAGUGCACUUUGAGAAGGGGAGGAGUGUUUAUUGGGGUGCAAAGUGAGAUGUCGCGGCCCGGAUGCAGUGAAAAUUUGUAUGUUUGGGGGAAAAAAGGUUUUGGUCUCAACUUUCUCCAAUAAAUAACUGGUUUAAGAUGGAAAAA
Molecule: messenger RNA, 6813 nt
Organism: Oncorhynchus tshawytscha (Chinook salmon)
Lineage: Eukaryota; Metazoa; Chordata; Actinopteri; Salmoniformes; Salmonidae
Product: ubiquitin carboxyl-terminal hydrolase 12
Exons: 10
Coding region: 350-1492 (380 amino acids)
Biological process (GO): protein deubiquitination
Cellular component (GO): cytosol; nucleus
Molecular function (GO): cysteine-type endopeptidase activity; cysteine-type deubiquitinase activity
Source: RefSeq, a predicted model, not a curated record